CUUUCCUGACCUGUCAUGACCGAGGACAGCGAACUGCUGUAACAAAAUAAACUGGAAGUGAAUCCUUCGAUCGGUGACUCACGUUGAUAUUCUGUGGCGGAAUCUGUCCCAUGUGAACAGACAUGCAGGAGCACAGCAUGCCUCCUGGGUAUAUGGCUCCAGAAAUGAACCUGGAAAUAAAUAACAGCAUGGAAAAUGUUUUGUUUCUUGCACCUGCAUUUGGGCUCAGCUUCUUCCAACCUGACAACAGGAGGAUGUGAUACGUCGGCUGAGCAGCGCCUCUUCUUCAGGGCAGACUGGAAGCUUCAGUGACUCGCUAUCAGAGUCCAGGGGAGGAAAAUAUCCCAGGAUCCAUGUCCACAUGGCUCCACUCUUGACCUAAUGUGCAGUGUCGUCACAUGAUCAAAACCCACAUUCACGCUUGCACCCUACAGGCGGACUCCCCACCCUCCGCCUCCCUCCUCUGCCUGUCGGGCCGUCCCUUCUCUCUGCACCACAGUGGGAUGAUUCUGCAUGCAGCUUCCACUUGCGCUCCGUUUUUUGUUUUUUGUUUUAACCCAGGAAAUGAUGGAAGCCGGUCUACUGGGAGCUGUGUAGAUACAGAGGAUUUGUUUUAUUAAUGAAAGGGAGAACAUGGACGGGAAGUUGCUGAGGUGCUUUUUGAAUGUUUGCAGUGGAAUGGGCCUCAAACACCUUCUGUGUCUGCUGCUCUGUGCGGCAGCACUGACAGUUCCUGGAGUGUUUGGUAAAGAUGGGAACAAUGAGGCGUCCAGUUGGACCAGGCAGAGCCUCCCGGUGCUGCUGGACACACACACGCAGCUUUUAAGCACCCCCUUAUUCAGAGGGCAGGAGGAGGAUGAGGAGACAGGAAGGGCGAAGACACUCUGUGGGAUAGAGUGUCACGGCAGCCUGCCCCCUGUAGACCAGGCUGAGCAAGAGAGGAUUCUGGGAUACGAGACAAUGUAUGAGAACGGCACGCGCACACACACAGAUAUCGGUUUGCAAGGGUUUAAUGAGACGUCUGCUGGAAAGCCAGCCCACUCGCAAACCCACAUCCGAAGGAAACGCCAGGUUUACGGGGCAGACGGACGCUUUGUGAUCUCUGAUUCACAUUUUACCACCAACUACCCGUUCUCCACUGCGGUUCGCCUCUCCACCGGCUGCUCUGGAGUCCUAGUAUCCCCAAAACAUGUGCUGACAGCCGCACACUGCAUCCAUGACGGCAGCGACUACCUGGAGAGUGCCAGAGGGCUCAAAGUAGGAGUGCUGCAGCUCAAAACCAAAAAAAGAAGAGGCGGAAGAAGGAGAGGAGGGCGACGGAGGGGUGGAAGGACAGGUGAGGAGAAAGAAUGGGAGCAGAUAAUGGAGGAGGGCGAGGAGCAGAAUAUUAUAGAUGGAGAUGUAGUGAGAGGUGGACGUAGGGGUAGGGGACGCAGAGGAAGAAGGGUGAAAGGUCAUGUGGUUGCUGAGGAUGGAAAUAUAGGUGAGUUUGAAAAGGGCGGGGGAAAACGAAAAGGCCUCGGCCGCGCUCGACGCAGUGUUGAACCCAGCAAGCAGCCCGUCUUCCGAUGGACCCGAGUCAAACAAACCCAAAUCCCUCAAGGUUGGAUCCACACAGACAGCUCCAAAAACUCAGUUUCCUCCGACUACGAUUACACCCUUCUGGAGCUGAAACGACCAGUCAAACAAAAGUACAUGAGGCUCGGAGUGGCUCCCUCCGCCGCUCCCCUGGCACGGAUCCACUUCUCAGGCUAUGACACCGACAAAAGCCUGCUGGACGGGCGCGGGGACGAGAAGGUGGUUUAUCGCUUUUGCUCCGUGGCAAAGGAGUCUGACAAUUUGAUGUACCAGCAGUGCGACGCACAGCCCGGCGCGACGGGCGCUGGUGUCUACGUUCGUCUGAGAGAGGAAGCGGGGGACACGGGCGGGAAGGAGAAGUGGCAGAGGAGGGUGAUCGGGGUGUUCUCAGGCCACAAGUGGGUGGAGGUGGACGGAGGUCAGCUGAGGGACUUUAAUGUGGCCGUGAGGAUCACUCCUCCCAAAUAUGCCCAGAUCUGUCACUGGAUCCACGGAGAUCCAAGUGUCUGUGAAGACGUCUGAACUUACAGAGCAAUGGAUCUACAAGAGAAACAUUUGUUGUCACUUUGUACAAGACUCAAAGAUCAGGGGUGGCAUGAAUAAAACUUGGCUUACGUGCUUUGCCCAAGUGCUGACUGCAGUGAAUUCUACUUGUGGUACAAUUCAGGCGACAAUCAUGCCCUCCCUCCCGAACCGUCCUUCCUCAAGCACUGAAACAGCCAAUAGAGAGGACCCCGAGCAAAACUUCAUGCACACCUCGUCUCAUUCAAGCCCAUCCAUCAUUCAAUUUGACAAACAUUAUAUAUGCCUCAGUAUAUUGCAAUGAACAAGAGGAACGCUUAUAAAAUGUGUUGCCUGUACACUUAUACUUAAAGUAUCAAAAGGAUAUGAGUCAUAAAUGUUGACCUGAAAAUAAAUAAUUUCCUGAAAACAGAA
This is a messenger RNA of Scophthalmus maximus (turbot), 2514 nucleotides long. RefSeq names its product inactive serine protease 35-like. The coding region runs from base 634 to 2100 and encodes 488 amino acids. Gene Ontology annotation, biological process: proteolysis. Gene Ontology annotation, molecular function: serine-type endopeptidase activity. The transcript is spliced from 4 exons. Lineage: Eukaryota; Metazoa; Chordata; Actinopteri; Pleuronectiformes; Scophthalmidae. The record is from RefSeq and is a predicted model, not a curated record.